GUUGUUACAGGAAGAACCGCGGGUAAUCAGAGUGGGAGGAAUGAUAUAAAGAUGAGCGUCUUGCGAACGAUCGGAAUAGAAGAAUCGAUCCUACAACAUGUGGAGGUAUCGAACGAUCGGGCUUUUUGCCUUGCUGGCUCUUCUCUGCAUUGACGCACAAGCUGCAGAGACCAGAGCGAAACGUAACCCUCACGGAUUUCACGAUGCAGCCGCUGAAAGCAGUUUCCUGAAAUCUCUUGCUGGUGUGGGUGGAUUAGGUGGUGGAUUAGGUGGUGGAUUUGGCGGAGGAUUUGGCGGAGGUUUCGGCGGAGGUGGCGGUGGAGGCGGAGGUGGAGGUGGUGGCGGUAGUUCAGGUGCCGGAGGUGGUGCUGGCGGACGUGGUGGUGGAGCUGGAGGAUAUGGUGGUGCAGGCGCCGGUGGUGGAGCUGGAGGUUAUGGUGGUCUAGGCGGUGGUGCUGGUGCUGGUGGACACGGUGGAGCAGGUGCUGGAGCUGGAGGUUACGGUGGUUCAGGUGCCGGAGGUGGCGCAGGCGCCGGUGGUGGAGCUGGUGGUUAUGGUGGCCUAGGCGGUGGUGCUGGUGCUGGCGGACGCGGUGGAGCAGGUGCUGGAGGUGGAGCAGGUGGUCUAGGCGGAAGCGGUGGUUAUGGUGGUUAUAGAGGGGCAGGCGCCACUUCCAGUGCCACCGCCAAUGCCAACGCCAACGCGAAUGCUUAUGCAGCUGCGAGUGCCAGUGCUAAUGCACAUGCUCUUGCUAAUUCAAAUGCGCAUGCAUCCGCCACUGCGAACGCAAACGCUGGUGCCGGUCUCGGAGGAGGAUACGGCGGUUACGAUGGUUACGGUGGUCCCGGUGGACAUGGAGUCGAUCUCUUUUCACGUAUGGGCGAUAUCAACGAAGGAGUGAAUAAGAGCGGAGCCGUGGACAAAGCCAAAGGUGUCUACAGCAGUAGUGCAGCCAACAUCGAUUCUACUGGAAAGGGAUCAUACAAAGUAUCGGCUGGAAAAAUCUAAAUGGUCUUACCGGAGGAGGUUGAAGUCGACAUUUACGAUAGAAGACGAGCCAGAAUUUGAUCUGUGAUCAAAGGCUUGCGCGGGGCUCGAUUCGCGUAUCGCUAUUUUUUCUGUUUAUACCUAGUCUGUCUUUAUUGUAUUCAAUGAAUAAAAUGCGUGGGCGAGUCUGGCGUAGCGCUAAACCUUUAAAAUACCUCCUCUUUAAAAUAGCAGAUUCACAUGACGUAAACUGUGCAGUUCGAAUAAACGAUUCAUUCUUACUUA
Messenger RNA from Bombus impatiens (common eastern bumble bee), 1273 nucleotides. Its product is annotated as glycine-rich protein 5. Lineage: Eukaryota; Metazoa; Arthropoda; Insecta; Hymenoptera; Apidae. The transcript has 4 exons. The record is from RefSeq and is a predicted model, not a curated record. Bases 98 to 1009 code for a protein of 303 amino acids.